Messenger RNA from Macrosiphum euphorbiae (potato aphid), 1338 nucleotides. NCBI's taxonomy places the organism in Eukaryota, Metazoa, Arthropoda, Insecta, Hemiptera, Aphididae. The record is from the annotation of a GenBank genome assembly.
AUGCAUCUCUUCCAGAUUAAUAAAAGACUUAUACCGAUCAAAAUUCAUUUUUUUCUCUCACAGGCUGGAUUAACUCCGUUACUCGUGUUCUUGUCAACGAUAAUGAUACAAAGGGGCUAUUCGCCAUUCAUCGUCGGUCUGACAUUUACACUUAUGCCGCUACCGGGAUUAUUGAUACGACCAAUUGUCGGUGGCAUAACAGAUAAAUACAAAUGCCGCAAGCUGGUGUUUUUUUUGAUCAUGGUUAUCAUGAGCCUGAUAUCAUUCGUGUUGAUAUUUAUACCGGGCACGGUCUCCAAAACGCAAAUGGACGACGAUUACGUGAUGGAGUCACCGCUGUUUUGGUUAUUUUUCUGCAUAGUGACCUUGUUCCAUUCAUCAUCUAUCGCCAAAGUCUUAUUGGAGGAUACGAUCUGCAUGGAUUUCUUGGGCGAAGAUAAACAUAAAUAUGGGCAACAGAGAGGAUGGGGAUCGCUUGGUCGUGGCUCAAUUGCCGUUGUAGCCGGAGUGAGUGUAGACUGGUUCAGCAGAGGACAAGAAUACAAAAACUAUACACCUGUUUUUGUAAUUUCAUUGAUUUGCAACCUCUUAAAUAUAUAUGUGGCUACAAAGAUUGAAAUUGUUGAAAAUAUUGAAAGAAGAGUUAUAGUAUCUAAUGUGAAAAAAUUGUUCUCUAAAUUAAGAGUUCUGGCAUUUUUUUUAUGGGUCGUUUUGUUUGGAAUGCUUUGUCCUAUUGUUUGGUAUUAUCUCUAUGUGUAUACAGAAGAAUUAGCGAACCUUUACCACCCGGAAACGAAACCGUACAUAAAGACGAUCCAAGGGUUGGCGCUUUCGAUUGAAUGUUUCUUGGGAGACUUCCCGUUUUUCUUUCUAUCCAGUUAUGUCAUCAAACUCAUUGGCCACAUGAAUUCGUUCUCUCUGAUGUUCUUCGGAUUCGCCGUCCGAUUUUUCCUGUACUCGAUCAUAACCAAUCCCGUUUGGGUUUUACCGGUUGAAAUUCUCAACGGCGUGACUUUCGCAUUAGCUUACUCGGCAGCCACUUCGUACGCUGCACUGAUAGCUCCAGCCGGUGCCGAGGGGACGCUCCAAGGGCUCCUCGGGACGGCUAUGAUAGGACUUGGAGUGCCGAUGGGCAGUUUCCUGGGCGGUUACGUGUUUGAUCGUUACGGAUCCAUCGAUUCGUUCAAGAUUUUAAGCGGUGUCGCAUUAGUGAUAUGCGUAAUCCAAUUCACUGUAACCCAAUUGAUAAAUCGAUUUUCAAAGAACGAGAAUGUCACUGAAGAACGAGGUGAAAAUACCGUCAAUGCUGCAACAUCUGAUAGAAAUGAUAUUUUAUAA